Molecule: messenger RNA, 315 nt
Organism: Aspergillus nomiae NRRL 13137
Lineage: Eukaryota; Fungi; Ascomycota; Eurotiomycetes; Eurotiales; Aspergillaceae
Exons: 2
Coding region: 38-241 (67 amino acids)
Source: RefSeq, a predicted model, not a curated record
UUUCGGUGAUCCAACUCGCUCUACAGCCAACUACAUCAUGUAUUCGUGCGCCAAUUAUCCUCGCGGUUGCCGUGGCCGCGUUAAUAUCCAAGGAGGAAAAUGCGCCGAUUGUGUGCAACUGAAACUCCGUCGACCAUCAUCUACGUCCCCCUUUGCCCAGCCACGAGAUUACCGGAGAGCGUUGCCUUCGGAGAUCUUGAAUGACUCCCCUUACAGGGCGAUCGCUCGGGAACUGCUGUAAACCUGCGAUACCGUUUCUCAACCGAGAUGGCACGAAAGACCUCCAGGACUCCGACCGGAUAUCCAGGAUCCUGC